This is a messenger RNA of Peromyscus californicus insignis, 2833 nucleotides long. RefSeq names its product solute carrier family 22 member 8 (gene Slc22a8). Gene Ontology annotation, molecular function: transmembrane transporter activity. Lineage: Eukaryota; Metazoa; Chordata; Mammalia; Rodentia; Cricetidae. Bases 806 to 2428 code for a protein of 540 amino acids. The transcript has 11 exons. Gene Ontology annotation, biological process: transmembrane transport. Gene Ontology annotation, cellular component: membrane. The record is from RefSeq and is a predicted model, not a curated record.
GAUUUUCUGUUUUAUACAAGAAAUGCAUGUUAUUAGAUAAUUAAACCAUACUCAGAGAAAUAAACAAAGCCAUAGGGACUGCAGUUGGUCCCCAGAAAGAAGCAGCUGGAAGAAGGCGAGUGAGUCCAUGGGUAGACGGAAGAACGGUCACUUGUGUCUGAGACUCAGACAAGAAUGGCCCUGGUUUUUCCAGGAGGCCGAGGCAUGGCAUCUCUGAGACCAUAAGGACCCGUGCUUGGGACUUUCUGUCUGGGUGUGCUCUAACACUCUCCACGCAGCUACUCAGGAGACAGCGGGCAGGAAAAGACAGUUGCAGGAAUACUGCCUCUCUCACUGGUUCUUCUCAGCUCCAAGUCCUCUGACUAACAACUCAGAGGGGCCCUGGACCCUCAGACCAAAAUCCCUUGCCAGAUUCUCUCUCAGGAAGGGCGGCCUGGGCCACUCCGCCUUUUGCCCAGCCAGCAGCCCUCUAGGCUCUGCUGCUCUCCAUUCCCCAGCCCUGUCUCCACCCCCACCAGCCUUGGCUGAGGCAGCCCUUUCGGGAGAGCUGGGCUUGGUGGGUGCACAGCAUUCUCGCUGCCGGAUGUUAAUCCUCCAAACAAAGUCAAACAUUAGCCCAGGAGACAGCUUAUGCCUUAUAUAAGGCCCCCUGGGGGAGACGCAAACAGCCUGUUAGAGCUGAGCUGUCCUACCACAGCGGCCGGCUGCCGGACCCUAGGACAGAGCACGGGCCACCACCACAUCCACCUCCAGCCCCACUGGAUCCAGCCCCAGCCACCAGCUUUGGUUCAUCUUGCCUGGCGCCAUGACCUUCUCCGAGAUUCUGGACCGUGUUGGAAGCAUGGGCCCCUUCCAGUACCUGCAUGUGACCUUGCUGGCCCUCCCAGUCCUCGGAAUAGCCAACCACAACUUGCUACAGAUCUUCACAGCCACCACCCCUGCCCACCACUGUCGCCCGCCACCCAACGCCUCAAUAGGGCCCUGGGUGCUCCCCUUGGAUCCAAAUGGGAAGCCUGAGAAGUGUCUCCGUUUCAUGCAUCUGCCCAAUGCCAGUCUUCCCAAUGAUACCCAGGCGGCCACUGAGCCGUGCUUGAAUGGCUGGAUCUACAACAGCACCAGAGACACCAUUGUGACAGAGUGGGACCUGGUGUGCAGCUCCAAAAAACUGAAGGAGAUGGCCCAGUCGGUCUUCAUGGCAGGCAUACUGAUUGGAGGGCCCGUGUUUGGUGAACUGUCAGACAGGUUUGGCCGAAAGCCCAUCCUGACCUGGAGUUACCUAAUGCUGGCAGCCAGUGGCUCAGGCGCUGCCUUCAGCCCCAGCCUCCCCGUCUACAUGAUCUUCCGAUUCCUGUGUGGCUGCAGCAUCUCAGGCAUUUCUCUGAGCACCGUUAUCUUGAAUGUGGAAUGGGUACCCACCUCGAUGCGGGCCAUCUCAUCAACAUCAAUUGGGUACUGCUACACCAUUGGCCAAUUCAUUCUGUCCGGCCUGGCCUAUGUCAUUCCUCAGUGGCGCUGGCUACAGUUAACUGUGUCUGUUCCCUUCUUCGUCUUCUCCCUGUUAUCCUGGUGGGUACCAGAGUCCAUUCGCUGGCUGGUUCUGUCUGGAAAGUUCUCAAAGGCCCUGAAGACGCUCAAGCGGGUGGCUACCUUCAAUGGCAAGAAGGAGGAGGGGGAAAAGCUCACCACUGAGGAGCUGAAGUUCAACCUGCAGAAGGACAUCACCUCAGCCAAGGUCAAAUACGGCUUAUCUGACUUGCUCCGGGUAUCCAUCCUGCGCCGUGUGACCUUCUGUCUCUCCCUGGCCUGGUUUUCUACUGGUUUUGCCUACUACAGUUUGGCUAUGGGGGUAGAAGAAUUUGGAGUCAACAUCUACAUACUCCAGGUCAUCUUUGGUGGGGUCGAUAUCCCAGCCAAGUUCAUCACAAUCCUCUCCAUAAGUUAUCUAGGCCGGCGCAUCACCCAAGGCUUCCUCCUGCUCCUGGCAGGAGGGGCCGUCUUGGCACUCAUCUUUGUGUCUUCAGAAAUGCCGCUCGUGAGAACAGCACUGGCUGUAUUUGGGAAAGGAUGCCUGUCUGGCUCCUUCAGCUGCCUCUUCCUCUACACGAGUGAACUCUACCCCACAGUCCUCAGGCAAACAGGUAUGGGCGUUAGUAACGUGUGGGCUCGAGUGGGAAGUAUGAUAGCUCCCCUGGUGAAAAUCACGGGUGAGGUGCAGCCCUCUCUCCCUAAUGUCAUCUUUGGGACCACGGCCCUAUUGGGAGGCAGUGCUGCCUUCUUCCUGCUUGAGACCCUCAACCGGCCCUUGCCUGAGACUAUCGAGGACAUGCAAGACUGGCACCAGCAAGUCAAGAAGACAAAGCAGGAGCCAGAAGCAGAAAAGGCAUCGCAGACAAUCCCUCUGAAGACUGGUGGAUCAGACCCAAGCUGAGAACAGAAUCUUCUCCCCUGCCCUCCAGAGACCGAUCCCAAGCAGGAUCCUUCCAGGGCUUCUCAAGCACCUUAGGGCUUGGGGGAGACCCUGGGUGGGCCCAUACUCUUAGAACAAAGAUUUCUGAGAGUUCAGUCAAGGUAUCUCCACCAUCACCACCUCCACCGUCGCCCACAACCCAGACCUCACCUGUUCAAAGCUCUGACCACAAGGCUUCCCAUACUCACCCCUGCACUCAUCCUCCCUGCAACCCAGGGCCUGCCCUCCCAUCUGCCCUUUCUGUAUUGGCCACUUUCCUCCAUUGUCCCAUCUCCAUUUCCCUUGAGAUCCCCUAGCAGGUAGUUCUUUCCUCCCCCAAAUUCUUUCCUUGGUGGGAAAUUUCAAUAAACCACAAUGAAGAACUCA